Molecule: messenger RNA, 3581 nt
Organism: Ahaetulla prasina
Lineage: Eukaryota; Metazoa; Chordata; Lepidosauria; Squamata; Colubridae
Exons: 2
Coding region: 1611-2549 (312 amino acids)
Source: RefSeq, a predicted model, not a curated record
GCGCACACACAGCGCAUCAGCAAAACACAAGAAUGCAUCUCCCCGAACGGGUGUGAAGUGUGUAGGCGAGCUAUUCUCAGCCUCAUCCUACACAAGAUCCUGGAUGGGGACUUUGCAAUUUGGGGCAAAAGGGUUUGUGUUGUACAGCUAAACAGGAUGAGGUUAGAAUGUUCUGCAUCACAGCAGCACGGCAAACUUUUUUAGGACAGCUCAUUUUGCCCCUCAUUUAUUUAUGCGUCACAUGAUAUAGCUGUGUUUGGAGGGGCAGAGAGAGAGAGAGAGAGAGAGAGAGAGAGAGAAGGGUGGGUGGACAGAAUCCUUAAAACGACAACAACAACAACUGGAAGACACACUUGCUUCUCUAUUUGGCUUUGAUGAAAACUGUAAAUGGGUCUUGGAGGAGGUUCAGGGACUAUAAGGCACCAUGGUUGGCUAACCCAUAGUCCACGCCAUACGUUUCUGCAACAUAUCGCAGGGUGUUGAGGUUUCCUUGCAAACGAAUUGCAAGGGUCUCCCAAGUUACCGUCCCUCAAAAAGCAACAAGUUGGAAAUUGAUCCAUUAAAGGAUUUGUUGGUCUCCAACCCAUAAGUUUCAUGCAGCCCCCUCCCGCCAUAUGUUGUGGGAUACAGUUGUUUUAUGCAACAUGCUAUGAACACCCAAGUUGUUUGUGAAUGUGGUAUAUAUAUAUCUCUCUUUCAUAUCUAUUUUCCAUAUCCAUCUUCCAGCUCUCUCUCUCUCUCGCUCUCUCUCUCAUCUUUCAUAUCUAUCUUCCAUCUCUCCAUCUUUCAUAUCUUCCAUCUCUGUUCUCUUUCAUAUCUUCCAUAUUUAUCUUCCAUCUCUCUCUCCCUCUCUCUCUCUCUCUCUCAUAUCUUCCAUAUCUAUCUUCCAUGUCUCUUUCAUAUCUUCCAUAUCUAUCUUCCAUAUUUAUCUUCCAUCUCUUUCUCUCUUUCAUAUCUUCGAUAGCUAUCUUCCAUCUCUCUCUCUCUGUCUAUUCAUUCAUCUACCCACCCAUCCAUCCACGUGCCAGCAUACAUUGUCAAGGAUUUUUUUAUCUCAAUUGUUUUAUUAAAUUGUUAUUAUAUACAGCAACCUCCAUUUCUUUUGUAUCGCAACCUCCUCCAGUUACAUAAUGACAAAACCAAGAAAUUAUGUAUUUGCCCUAUAAAGAAGAUACUGCAUAUCUGAUUACAUCAGAAGACAAUGAACAAAGCGAUUGGAGGUGGCUUAUUCAUACUCGGACAAAGUCUUCCCCAACCAAGGACCUUCCUGAUGUCUUCGAACCCAGACUUCUUAGCUUAGACGGCCUUGACUUCAUUUAGGCACAUGAUAGUUGGGAACACAGCGCUACCACAAAAGUGUGGUUGGUUUCUCUUCUUAUCUAUAAUGAUUAAGCCCAGGUGGGAUUAAAAUAAUUUAAUAACCGGUUCUGUGCCCUAAUGGCCAGCUGGGUGGGCGUGGCCAUGGUGGGUAUGGCCAGGGGAUGUGACAGGCAGCACUCGGCCUCCUGCACCCCCCUGGGAGCAAAAAUGGGUCGCGGGGGGGCCACACUGACCCCCCCAUGACCCGUUUUGGGCCUAGUAGGCCUCCCUGCACUUAACAGGGAGCCAAAAUGGAGUGCGUGGAGACUCCUGGAAAGGGCGGGGUGGGGAAGGGAGGGGCCAGCCAGCAAUUUGGUUUCGGGGUGAGUUAUCAUCUACACGCUGAUGAUACUCAGCUGUAUUUUUCCACCCCGGACCACCCCAACGAAGCGGUCGAAGUACUGUCCCGGUGCCUGGAAGCUGUACGGGUCUGGAUGGGGAGAAACAGACUCAAGCUCAAUCCCUCCAAGACGGAGUGGCUGUGGAUGCCGGCACCCCGGUACAGUCAGCUGCAUCCACAGCUGACUGUUGGGGGCGAGUUAGUGGCCCCAAAGGAGGUGAUUCGCAACUUGGGCGUCCUCCUGGAUGGUAGGCUGUCCUUUGAUGAACAUCUGGCAGCCGUCUCCAGGAGGGCCUUUUACCAAGUUUGCUUGGUGCGCCAGUUGCGUCCCUUCCUUGACCGGGAUGCCUUAUGCACAGUCACUCAUGCUCUGGUUACGUCUCGGUUGGAUUACUGCAAUGCUCUCUACAUGGGGCUGCCCUUGAGGUGCACCCGGAGGCUGCAGUUAGUCCAGAAUGCGGCUGCACAAGUAGUAAUGGGAGCCACUCGUGGCUCCCACGUAACACCACUGCUCCGUAGUCUGCACUGGCUUCCUGUGGUCUUUCGGGUGCGCUUCAAGAUUUUGGUUACCACCUUUAAAGCGCUCCAUGGCUUAGGACCCGGGUACUUACGAGACCACCUGCUGUUACCCUAUGCCUCCCACCGACCCGUACGCUCUCAUAGAGAGGGUCUCCUCAGGGUGCCGUCCGCCAAACAGUGUCGGCUGGCGGCCCCCAGGAGUAGGGCCUUCUCUGUGGGAGCAUCAACGCUCUGGAAUGAACUUCCCCCUGGCCUACGUCAAGUGCCUGAUCUUCGGACCUUCCGUCGUGAGCUAAAAACAUACUUAUUUAUUCAAGCGGGACUGGCAUAAUAGUUGAUUUUAAAUUGGGGUUUUAUUAAUAUUUUUUUUAAAAAAUUUAAAUUUAAUUUUGAUUAUCAGCCUUUUUUUGUAAUUUGCUAUUUUUUAAUUUGGUUUUAAUUGUACAUAUUCUGUGUUUUAUCUCUGGCUGUACACCGCCCUGAGUCCUUCGGGAGAAGGGCGGUAUAAAAAUUUGAUAAAUAAAAUAAAUAAAUAAAUAAAUAAAUUUAACAACCGGUUCACCCAAAUCAGCGUGAACUGGCUGAAUCCCACCACUAAUUAAGCCCCACACUGCUCCAUCUAUUUGCAGGUUCCCUCGACUGUAGGAGAAGGAGUGGCAAAUCCUGGGGUGGAGUUAAAAGCGGAAUCAGCCUAGAAUCCCUGUGUAGCCAUAAGCAAACUAAGUUCAACCUCCCUUGAACUCUAUGGAUCUUUGUCUAACUCCUAGCAGGUGCUAACAGUUAGUUAAAAUAGAUUCCUGUGCAUCGGCUUGAUUAGCAAUAAGUCAAUUUAACUGGACCUCAGUGUGGAUCUGGUCUUUUGUACCUGACAUUGACUGGCUUAGAUUAGCUUCCUCGAGGAAACUUCAAAACAUCUACAAGUAGGUGGAUCUAAAGAAGCACAUUUUACUCCCACUGAAGCAAACUGUUUUCUGCUUCCUCUUUUUCUCCCUUAGCUGACAAUUCGGUUGCUAUUCUACUUCCUCACUUGCUUCCGGAAAGCAACCGUUUCCAGCUACACCCAAACUCAAUACAGUCUCUAUCGGCAUUAUCAUCCAAUACAUUUGCAUGAGUCUUUCACAAUGCCUAACACUCUUCUAGCAAAAGAAAAUCCUUCAGAGCAGGGGACUUUGGCAAACAAAAAGUAGGGAGGGGGGCAUUGCUAAGUCCAGCCCGUCAGCCCUGGAAACCAUCUUUUUCUGAUGUGGAAGCCACAUCAAAAUGUAUUUUUAACACUCAUCUGGCUCCUUUAAAUUGACAGUUCUUCCAUUAUCUUAUUAGUGUAGAAUAGAGGUCUCCAACCUUGGCAAUUUUACGACUUGUG